UUAGUAAAAUACUAAUAUGAAAAGAGAAAAUAUAUUAGUAGAGUGUUAAUAUAAGUGUAAUAUUUUAAAUCUCGUAAAGUAUGGUAUAGACUAUAAUAUUGCUAUUGGAAAUCAUGCUGAUUCGAGGGCUAUGUCAACGAGUGAAAAUGUAAAUGUUGCGGAGAGAAUGCAGGCAGGCCCCAGUGUAAUUAGUCCUAAACGUCGCAAACAAUGUAACAGCGACAAUACGAUUAAAUGCAAACGGGUAAAGGUGAAACGAUUACAAGACAUUACGACGAGCGGUUUUCAUAAAACGGGUGAAUCAUUAAAUAGUCAAAUUUUAUGGUUUUACAAAAAGAAUAUUGAAAAUGUAGUCGGGUAUCAAUCGUUUUUGUCGGCAACAAGAGGCGAUUUAGUCGAAAAAUUACGCGACUGUCUUAAAGUAAUGGGCUCGAUAAAAUUCAACUUAAAACUUGAGGCGACUUAUGUGGUUCCGAAUAAUGAAACCAAGUACGAAAAUCGGUCAUUUAAAACGUCGGCAGCCGAGUUAAUUAAUGAGGACGAUAUCGAUCAUGCUGUGGAUAUUUCAUUCACAAAAUUAUUAGAAGAACAGGAAAACUAUGCUGGUAAAGGUAGUAAUUUUUCGUUUUUUAAUAUAGACGGUAUUUUACUGGGCGUUUACAAAUAUCAGCCUUUAGGCGGGAGUUCUUACAUUGAUUUGCCGCAUGAUAUUAAAAACAGAAAUGCUGUAAUAAACCCGCAAAAUAUAGAUCAACAAUGUUUCAAAUGGGCUAUAUUAGCGAAAAAAGUUACAGAGGGUAAAAGACGUAUAGUAGAACAAAACUAUAAGUCUAUAGAAAACUGUUAUAAUUUCUCCGGUUUAUCAUUCCCAACACCGAUUUCAGACAUAAAAAUUUUCGAAAAAAAUAAUCCGCAUACUUCAGUCAAUGUAUACGGACUAAAAUUGAAAGAUAUACAUAAUAAACCCGAAUAUUUAGUUUAUCCGCUGAAAGUGUGCGCUGAAGAACGCAAAGACCAUAUAGAUUUGUUAAUUGUGUCAAACGCCGCGGGUGACAGCCAUUACACUUAUAUUACCGAUUUUGGUCGAUUGGUACAAUCACAAAUAACAAAGAAUACGGCAAAAAGGAUAUUUUGUAAACGGCGUUUUACGGGCUUUAAUAAUGUCCCUAAAAAGUAUAAACUACGUGGAGUUGAGGCGCUAGAAGAACAUAAAAAAAUUUGUGGCGAAAACAAACCGUUUUUACCUAUAAUGCCUGAAGAGGACACUAAAUUAAAGUUCGAGUCAUGGGGCAAAACACAGGAACAUCCAUUUGCAAUUUAUGCUGAUUUUGAAAGCCUGCUGGUCAAAUCCAACAAUCAUACGAAAGGCAACACAAGUUAUAUACAUGAUCAUGUUGCAAUGAGCUAUGGAUACAUAGUAAAAGCAGCCGACAGUGUACCCAUAGAAUUAUUGCAACAGUAUAAUAUUCAAACGACGCCCAAAAUGUACAGAGGAAAUAAAAGCAGUGGACCUGGGGAAGUAGCCAAUCGUUUCAUGGAUGAAGUAACUGAAGUGGCGUUGAAAAUUGAAGAGUUGCUCAAGACGAACGUUGAUAUUUGUAUGACACAUGAAGAAACUGAAGAACAUAUAAAGAAAACCUGCUGUGACUUGUGUAAGGGUGGUUUUACAGAGAAAAAUCAUAAAGUAGCAGACCAUGAUCAUUUGACAGGUAGUUUUAGAAAAACGCUAUGUAACAGUUGCAAUUUAAAAUUAACAACGCCCAAGUUUGUUAACGUAUAUUUCCAUAAUCUUAGCUCGUACGACGGACACUUUUUAGUUAAAGCCCUUGGAAGAGAUACUAGUAGAAUAAGUGUUCGUCGAUACAUUUCGUUUUAUGGGUACUAG
Molecule: messenger RNA, 1885 nt
Organism: Daktulosphaira vitifoliae (grape phylloxera)
Lineage: Eukaryota; Metazoa; Arthropoda; Insecta; Hemiptera; Phylloxeridae
Exons: 4
Coding region: 131-1885 (584 amino acids)
Source: RefSeq, a predicted model, not a curated record